AUGGUCGGCGAUCCAACAGCAGUCGGCGACCCAACAGCAGUCGGCGACUCAACAACAAUCGGCGACUCAAACACGAUCGGCGACUCAAACACGAUCGGCGAUGGGACCACAUCUACCUAUUGGACCGAUGAUGCCAUUUGGACCGAUGAUGCAUCUACCGAAUUAUCCAUUCCCGGUACCUUUUGCUAUGCUACCACAGCCUCCUAUGCCACAACCUUUGCUGGCCCAAGGACAUGGCGUUCAAGUUCACGGUCAACUCGUUUGGUUCCCCAGCAGCCGUCAAAUAGACCACCGACACCGGAUGCCUCUGAAGCAUCUUCCCCUAAGACUCGAACGGUUACGACUUCUCAAGCACCUAUGAUUCAAGAAGCUCCCAAGACACCACCGGCACAACGUGAUCCUUCUCCUAACCCCUCUCCAACCUCAAGAGAUCUGGAAGUGUUAGAGAAAGCUACAGGUUUUCUUACCAUUUGA
This is a messenger RNA of Daldinia loculata, 474 nucleotides long. RefSeq lists its product as uncharacterized. The record is from RefSeq and is a predicted model, not a curated record. The transcript has 2 exons. The coding region runs from base 1 to 474 and encodes 157 amino acids. Lineage: Eukaryota; Fungi; Ascomycota; Sordariomycetes; Xylariales; Hypoxylaceae.